AGGUUUCUGAUCGUUCUUUACUUCCUUCAUACAUAUGGGUUCACCAAAAUCAGUCUCGGGAGAAUCGAAGUGUAUCACCUUUUUCGUAAAAACAAAACAAUGACACCGGAUUCUUUUGGAGUCAGUAUAUGUUUAACUGAGUUGGCUGCUGUUUUAUAAAGAUUUUGUCACUCAUUCUGCUAUUUGCAUUUACCAAGACUCGAGAAAACUGCUUUCUUAUUCUCCGUGUUUACUUACCCAACAACUCGGGUGUAAAAGGAAGAAAGCGAACCCUUCCAUUAACUAUGAUAUCAAGGACUCCAAUGGAUAUACGAUCGCUAAGGUUUUGAGAGCACACUAAGCGAUCUAGACUAGGGAGGCGAUGGCAAGUUUGGGUGACCAUCCACAAGACGAACCGCCACAUGCAUUGAUAUGUACGAAGAUGGAGAAGAUAAUACAGAGGAUGCAAGAUGAGAGGAAGGGUGUACCCAUCAGAACAGUCAAGAGCUUCAUGUCCAAAAUACCCAGCGUACUCACUGGUUCAGAGCUAGUUGACUGGAUGAUGGAUAAUCUUAUGAUUGAAGAUAGAGGUGAAGGGGUCCAUCUUGCCUCAUUAUUGGCGGCGUAUGGCUAUGUUUUUUCUAUAACAGACCAUCAUCUCAUGGUGAAAGAUGAUAGUUCCUACUAUAGAUUUCAGACCCCUUACUUCUGGUUAUCUAAUAACUGGGAGCCAGAAAAUAUAGAUUAUGCUGUGUAUCUUUGUAAGAGGACAAUGCAAAAUAAAUCAAGAUUAGAAUUAGACGAUUAUGAAGCAGAAAAUCUAGCCAAAUUACAAAGAACAUUAUCUAGAAAGUGGGAUUUUAUUUAUAUGCAAGCAGAGGCUCAAGCAAAGGUGGACAAAAAAAGAGACAAAAUGGAAAGACAAAUUCUAGACAGCCAAGAAAGGGCUUUCUGGAAUGUCCACCGACCACCACCUGGUUGCGUAUCUGUGACAGAGAUUGAUAUUAAGAAAGCCUGCAAAGUAGAAAUGUCGCCAAACUCUAAAAGAAAGGUCCAGCUGUGCCAGACUGGAUCUGACGAUGGAAUGGGCAAAGCUGUCAAUGCUCUCGAUGAGAUGAAGCUUGAGGUCCAGGAACUGAGAGAACAGUUGCAUAGAAGACGAAUGAAGACAUCACAGGCAUCUGAAAGUAUUAUCAAUAGAUAUGAGCAGUAUGCAGAGUUUGAUGCCUUCAUCAUGUACCCAGAGCCGUCAAAUCCCUGGAUAACAGAUGACAUAACCUUUUGGGAGCAGGAUUGUUCAAUAACCAUUGUUCCUCAAAAGCGCGUUAAACGCUGGGCAUUCUCACUCUCUGAGCUAUUGAAGGACCCCCUAGGCCGAAAAUACUUCACACGGUUCCUUGAAAAGGAAUUCAGUGCAGAAAACUUGGCUUUUUGGCUGGCCUGCGAAAGACUGAAAGCGACGCCCAUAAAGCAAGUGCCGGAGAAAGCUCAAGAGAUUUACACGGAGUAUUUAUCUGAGCAUUCCACCUCUCCAAUUAAUGUGGAUUGUAAGACGCACGAAGAAGUAGAAAUGAAUUUGGAGAAGCCUGGAAGAUACAUGUUCGAUGCUGCUCAGGAUCAUAUAUUUCAGCUAAUGAAGUCGGAUAGCUACAGUAGGUUUCUACGAAGUGAACUGUACAAAGAACUAUUAAAAGCUCCAUCUUAUAAACAAAGAAGCCCAAUGCCUACAAGACCCCUACAAAACCUAGCACGGAUCGCAGGCGCAAAGACGUAGCGCUCUACGUACAUGAUAGACUGUUCUCUUCACUGUUUGCAGAGUUGCUGUGGCAUCAUUAUUUGAAAAGGACUGGGAGAUUUCUCUCCUCUCUAGACCUCUUUUCUCUUUCGGUGCAGACCUUCCACGGCACGUCUGCGAAUUAAAACACUUUGUCAAAUCCAUUUUGAAGAAAUGUUGUGAUUCUGUAAUUUAGAGUCAGCGUCUUUAAAAAAGGUGAAUUUUGAUUAAUGUAGAAAAGAUUAUGAAAUCAUCCUAACCAGGAUACCCAAGAGAGGCUACAUGGAAUUAUACCAGUUCAAAUCUUUCUUUGAAAUUAAAAAGAAAUUGAAAAAGGGCCAAGAGUAUUUGAACAAGCUCACUUUACUUCUAGCCUCCUCUGAGGGGAGAGCACGUUUGUUCACAGGCUAACUCAACCCUUAGAGACAAUGUAAAUAUAUAGAAAAAAAUGAUGAAGAGUUUAAUUUAUAUUUUAUUAAUUUAUCUGUUUCUAUAGCAUGUCAAUGAUGAAAUGUUUUACAUCAAUACGUUAAGCUCAAAUCAAUUAAUAUUAGCCAAUGAAUGAAUUUGGUCUAGUAUCAUACUUCAGCAUAUUACUCCAAGAUCUUUUUGUGAUCGUUGUGCUGAGACAUCGAGUACGUUGAAUACUAAAUAGUUCUCAUACUUUCAUAGUUUGUGGAUGUUAAACCGCACUGAUCGCUAAUUGUAUAUGUGAUAACGCCUCUAAAACCCCGUGCGAACAGCGCCAGCAUUGCCGGGGAAAAUACAAAGCAGUGAGGUCCAGGACAGGUCUAGUAGUUUUUUUGGAAUUGUGGGCAUCCAAUUAUGAACGCAUUGCAGGGAGAUGUUUGUUUGUGCUCUGUCAGAUAUACUAGAAAAUUAACAUGAGAAGGGCUUGAUAAUACCAGAUAUUCAACAGAAUAGGGAGUAGCCACUCGGGCCAUCAAGUACCCGCCUUUUCGGUGACAGCACGUUGGGCAAUAUAGGCGCUGUUUGCACAGGGCUCCAUUACUAUAGCUUUGAUCAUAAGACAGGCCACAGAGAUACAUGUAUAUUUGUUGUCAUUUGGCUAUUAAACUUGGAUUUUGUUGGU
Nematostella vectensis (starlet sea anemone) is the source of this 2846-nucleotide messenger RNA. Its product is annotated as regulator of G-protein signaling 7. Gene Ontology annotation, biological process: G protein-coupled receptor signaling pathway; regulation of G protein-coupled receptor signaling pathway; intracellular signal transduction. The transcript is spliced from 17 exons. The coding region runs from base 362 to 1753 and encodes 463 amino acids. Lineage: Eukaryota; Metazoa; Cnidaria; Anthozoa; Actiniaria; Edwardsiidae. The record is from RefSeq and is a predicted model, not a curated record.